Molecule: messenger RNA, 1605 nt
Organism: Cladophialophora yegresii CBS 114405
Lineage: Eukaryota; Fungi; Ascomycota; Eurotiomycetes; Chaetothyriales; Herpotrichiellaceae
Exons: 7
Coding region: 1-1605 (534 amino acids)
Biological process (GO): carbohydrate transport; transmembrane transport
Cellular component (GO): membrane
Molecular function (GO): carbohydrate:proton symporter activity
Source: RefSeq, a predicted model, not a curated record
AUGUCGGAAGUUCCGCACACUUCCCAAGUCACUCUGCCCGUGACCUCUCUUUGGGCUAAUCGCAAAUGCCUGAUCAUUGCCUGCAUCGUCGCGACUGCGAAUACCCAAUAUGGCUUCGAUAGUGCAGCCAUCGGCGCUCUCCAGGCCAUGCCCGGCUUCUUGAAAGUAUUUGGCUUCGAAGAUCCAAGCAGCCCGCUCGGCUACGGCAUCGACAGCACGUUCCAACAACUCAUCGGCUCGCUCUUGACGCUGGGCGCGUUCCUCUCAUCCAUACUUGCCGGCACUUUUGGUGCCUUUUACGGUCGCAAGACAGCUCUCUGGUUGGCAUGUGCCUUGAAUUGCGUCGGAUUGGCCAUUCAGAUUGGUACCACCAACAAAGGAGUGGUCUACCUUGGUCGCAUUGUCCUAGGAUUCUCGAAUGGCUUCCUCGUCACGUUCUCGAACAUAUACACUGCCGAGAUCGCUCCAGCUCAUCUCAGGGGAGUUAUGGUGGCGCUGUUCGCCUACUGGGUCAAUAUCGGUGCUAUCAUCGGCACCAUCGUCGACAACUAUACCAAGGACCGUAUGGAUAAAGGCUCCUAUCAAAUUCCGAUCGGCAGUCUCUAUAUUGUGCCGGUCCUUCUGGCCAUCGGGUUGUUUUUCGUCCCCGAAACUCCCCGUUGGUUGCUACACCAUAACAAAGAGAGUCAGGCCAGAAAAUCCUUGGAGACAUUGCGAGCAAAUUCGCUGGCUCCGGAAUAUUUUGAGCUCGAAUGGGCCGAAAUGGUUCGCGGCGUCGAGGAAGAAAGGAAGACUGCGAAGUCUGUUGGGUUCUUGGAUAUGUUUCGUGGUGCCGACUUGCGACGGACGCUUUUGUGUUGGGGAACGAUCAUGACACAAGCAGGCAGCGGAUCGUGGUUCCCGAUCGCCUAUCAGACAUACUUUUUCCAGAUUGCCGGAAUCAAACAGGCCUUCCAGUACUCGAUCAUGAUCACCUGCAUCGGAUUCGUCGGAGUCAACUGCGGCAUGUACGCCAUGCGCCAUUUGGUGGGAAGGAGAUUCAUCUGUAUCUUUGGGUCACUCGUGACAAGUUUCUGCUUCCUUGGGAUGGCGGUCGCGCAAAGUACUUCCCCUGGUACCCUUACCACCGGUAAAGUGACUGUGGCAAUGACCACAAUUUUUGGCUUCUUCUACAAUGGCUGUGUCGGCGCUGCCACGUAUCCCGUGGCUACGGAACUUGUCAGCUCCCGCCUCCGUGCGUGGACAGUCGGAUCGGCCACGUCAAUCCAGUACGUCUUCGCAUGGCUGACCAGUUUCUGCACGCCGUACUUCAUCAACCCUGGUGAUUUGAACUGGGGUCCUAAAUACGGAUAUAUCUGGUUCGGCAGCAACAUUGCUUGCGCGAUCUUCUACUUCUUUUGCAUUCCCGAAUUGAAAGGGAGAUCAUUGGAGGAGAUUGACGAGCUGUUCGAGAAGCGAGUUGGCGUCUUCAAGUUCAAGACGUAUCGCACAGAGAUCCAGGAGAAAGCGCUACACGACGUUCAAGCCAACACUGGUGCUUUCUUGGAAAAGCAGCCAGCGACCAGUCACGUUGAGGUUGAACAGUCGGAAGCAAAGACUGCAUGA